Dovyalis caffra is the source of this 870-nucleotide messenger RNA. NCBI's taxonomy places the organism in Eukaryota, Viridiplantae, Streptophyta, Magnoliopsida, Malpighiales, Salicaceae. The record is from the annotation of a GenBank genome assembly.
AUGAGCUGGUGGUGGUCAGGUGCUAUUGGCGCAGCCAAGAAAAGAUUAGAAGAAGAUGAAGCACCACGAGAUCACCAAAGCGUGGCCCUGAUAUUAGGAGUUACCGGUAUUGUCGGCAACAGUUUGGCGGAGAUUCUUCCACUCUCCGACACACCUGGCGGUCCAUGGAAAGUCUACGGCGUGGCCCGACGUUCCCGCCCCAAUUGGAAUGAGGAUCAUCCGGUGGAGUACAUCCAGUGCAACAUCUCCGACACUGCCGAAACCCAAUCCAAGCUUUCUAAACUCACUGAUGUGACCCACAUCUUCUAUGUUACAUGGGCCAGUAAAUCCACGGAGGUCGAGAACUGUGAGAUUAACGGUCUCAUGUUUCGUAACGUCCUCCAGGCUGUUAUACCUAACGCUCCCAAUCUCCGCCAUAUUGAAGCUCAUGAUCCACCUUUCACGGAAGAUCUGCCCAGAUUAAAUUUUCCCAAUUUUUAUUACACCUUGGAAGAUGUUAUGUUCGAGGAAGUGGCAAAGAAAGAAGGAAUGACUUGGUCUGUUCAUCGGCCUGAUGUUAUCUUUGGGUUUUCGCCUUACAGCUUGAUGAAUAUUAUUGUGACUAUUUCUGUUUACGCUGCAAUAUGCAAGCACGAUGGAGCUCCGCUAAUCUUUCGUGGAUCAAAAGAGGCAUGGAAUAGUUACGCAAUUGCUUCUGAUGCAGAUCUGAUCGCAGAGCAUCAAAUUUGGGCGUGUGUGGAUCCUAAUGCACAAAAUGAAGCUUUUAAUAUCCACAACGGAGACGUGUUCAAAUGGAAGCAUUUGUGGACGAUUUUAGCACAAGAGUUCGGGAUUGAAGAGUAUGGAUUUGAAGAGGGGAGAGUAGUGUAA